Naumovozyma dairenensis CBS 421 is the source of this 792-nucleotide messenger RNA. It is a transcript of the gene VAB2, whose product is annotated as Vab2p. The transcript has a single exon. The record is from RefSeq and is a predicted model, not a curated record. Bases 1 to 792 code for a protein of 263 amino acids. Lineage: Eukaryota; Fungi; Ascomycota; Saccharomycetes; Saccharomycetales; Saccharomycetaceae.
AUGGAGACCCAGUUUGACCCAAUAACAAGUUCGAUAUCUUACAGUAAAUUGAAAUCACUGCCUCCACUCCCCCAUUACAAACAACUAAUAUGGAACUCUAUAUUCAAUGAUUCAAUAGAUGAAUUGCAAAACGUUCAGAACGACUUAAUUAAUUGUCAUAGUAUCAUACAAGCAGAUAUCAAUGAUGAACUGAAACAAAUCGAUAUAAUAGAAAAUCAUUUGAAAUCAUCAUUGAAAAAAAUUGACUCAUUUUAUAAAAAGAAAAUUAUUAAACGAAGAAAUCAUAACUCUGGUUUCAAUCAUGAUUCCAAAUCAUUAGAUAAAUUGUUUAUCAAUGUUGAUUCCAUUAAGGAAAAUGUUUCCAUAAUAGAUAAUGAUUUGAACGAUAUAAUAGCUGAUUUCAUAAAAUUAGAUUCAAAUUUACCAAGGAAAAAUCAAUUAUUAUCAUUAUCAUCAUCUUCAGAGACUUCUGUAAAUCAGUCACAUUAUCCACUCUUGUUUCAAUUAAUCAAAGAAAAGGUAAAUUUGCCGUCAUCAUCAGAGACAAACCGUAGAAAAUCAAAUUCUAACAGUUCAUCUUCAAAAAGCAAUCCUAACCUGAAUACUAUUGAUCAGAAAAAGGGUCCUGUAACAAAAUGGAAUCCAGUAUCUCCUACCUUAAUACCACCAGUUUUAACUUCCAAGAAAACAACUGAACCAUCAAUAUCGACAAUAAAUGAAGAUAUUAACAUCAAUGGUGAUAUAAUUCAAGCAGCAAAACUUUCUCUUGACGAUUUGAAAACCUGCAUAUAA